AUGGAUGCCGACUUCAGCCACCACCCGAAAUUCAUCGCGCCGAUGAUUACGCUGCAGAAGACGAACAACUACGACAUUGUGACCGGCACGCGGUAUGCCGGCGAUGGCGGCGUCUUUGGCUGGGACCUUAAGCGCAAGUUUGUCAGUCGCGGCGCAAAUCUGUUUGCGGAUACCGUGUUGCGGCCCGGGGUGAGCGAUUUGACGGGCAGCUUUAGGUUGUACAAGAAGGAGGUAUUGCAGAAGGUGAUUCGCUCGACGGAGAGCAAGGGGUAUACAUUUCAGAUGGAGAUGAUGGUCAGGGCCAAGGCGAUGGGCUGUACGGUGGCAGAGGUCCCGAUUUCUUUUGUCGAUCGCUUGUAUGGUGAAAGUAAGUUGGGCGGUGAUGAGAUUGUGGAGUAUGCAAAGGGUGUGUUGAAUCUGUGGUUGAAGGUUUAG
Messenger RNA from Plenodomus lingam JN3, 435 nucleotides. The record is from RefSeq and is a predicted model, not a curated record. NCBI's taxonomy places the organism in Eukaryota, Fungi, Ascomycota, Dothideomycetes, Pleosporales, Leptosphaeriaceae.